Molecule: messenger RNA, 1039 nt
Organism: Topomyia yanbarensis
Lineage: Eukaryota; Metazoa; Arthropoda; Insecta; Diptera; Culicidae
Gene: IFT46
Product: intraflagellar transport protein 46 homolog
Exons: 4
Coding region: 62-1039 (325 amino acids)
Biological process (GO): intraciliary transport; cilium assembly
Cellular component (GO): motile cilium; centrosome; intraciliary transport particle B
Source: RefSeq, a predicted model, not a curated record
UUACCGCGCGAUGGGAAAACAAAUGUUUAAUAUUGUUAAAUCGUAAUUCGUAACAAUUAACAUGGAUUCGUAUGAUGAAAUGUACGAAAUCAAAAAUGGCCGGGAAAUUGACGAUAGUCCACCACCAGAUUUGGACGUAUCAAGUUCGUUAAAGUUUGUGCAUGAAAAACAGUUAAGCGAAGAACAGAAGUCGGUAAAGGACGAAAUUGAACAACACAGCAAGAUUGAUGAGGGUGUACAAAAGCCUGCAAAAGUAAAAGACAUUUUCGUCAAAAGGAACAGUCUUCAAAAGCAUGAAUCACUAACAGACAGCAGUGGUAGCUUGUCUGAGGAUGAGAAGGAAAUUCCGAAAAGUUCUAUAGAAGAAAAGGAGUUUAAUCCAAAGUUCUACGAUAACAUUGAGGCGCCGAACGAGUUGAAGGAUAUCUUUCAGUAUAUAACUCGAUUUUCUCCGCAGCGGGUCAACAUCGACUACAAGCUGAAAAUAUUCGUACCCGAUUUCAUUCCGUCCGUCGGGGAUAUCGAUGCGUUUUUAAAAAUUUGUUCACCUCCUUUCCUAAAUGAAGAAAAACAGAAGAUUCUUACGAAGCACAUAAAGUCACUUGGCUUGGAGACAUUGGACGAACCAUGUGGCGAACAAAGCGACCGGGUACUGCUUCAGAUGAAAAUGAGAUCGAUUUUCACCAAACCACUGGAGACACCGUCCGCUAUUGCUAAAAAUCCGAGAGAUAUCGACCGCUGGAUCACGGAGAUACAGCUACUGAAGGCAAAUCAAUCGGUGCAGAACAUAAACGCGCUGAAAUCGACGGUCAACAUUGACAAUCUUAUGUCCGAGUGGCCCGAGGAGGUCGAACGAAUGCUGGACACCGUUGGUUUCCCCUCGGCAGAUUUGGAUUGUUCCUUAGCCCAGUAUAUUGAAAUAAUUUGCAACAUUUUUGAUAUUCCGGUGCAGCAAGGCAGCGACCAGGCGGGCUAUAUUCAGGCGCUGUAUCAUUUGUUUAAUCUCUAUUUAGCCGUUAAGCAGCAAGACAAUGCUUAG